Rhododendron vialii is the source of this 2522-nucleotide messenger RNA. Its product is annotated as putative pectate lyase 21. Gene Ontology annotation, molecular function: pectate lyase activity. The record is from RefSeq and is a predicted model, not a curated record. The transcript has 4 exons. NCBI's taxonomy places the organism in Eukaryota, Viridiplantae, Streptophyta, Magnoliopsida, Ericales, Ericaceae. The coding region runs from base 1294 to 2205 and encodes 303 amino acids.
AGAUAGAUUGACUUGGAAAUGUAAGUGGAUGUUGAAUUGAGCUUAAACUAGGGCCGAAAACGAGCCGAAUCAAGCCAAGCUUUAAAAUGUCCAGCUUCCUUUAUUAAGUUUUUAAGCGAACUCGAGCCAAGCUUGAGCUGAAUGAAAAAUUGACGAGCCGAGCUUCCCUAGGUUUGAGUCGAACUAGAACUUGUUAAUGAGCCUAAAAUUAAGGUUUAGGUUUGGUUCAUUUAGUACCCGAAUCGAACUCAAACGAGCCUUUAUCGAGUCGAGCCUUGAAUAGUUCAUGAACGGCUUGGCUAGCUAAAACAUAAACCGAAAAAAGUACUAUCUUGUUAUGAUUUUUACGUUUAAAGAAUAGCAUCUGAUGGGUUCUUUGAUUUGCUAGGAUAUGCCCUUUGAUUUAUGUGAGAAUUUCUUGCUUUUUCUGCUAAUGAAAUCAUAGUAUUACCUGAAAAUACAAGUGGAUAUUCCUUGUGAAUGAAGAAUUGCAUUAAGAUCAUUUCUUUUGUACAUGGGCGGCAUCCCUUUGACGCCUUUCCAAUAAAUUUAUUGCUUAUCGGCCUAUCACAAAAAGUUAAGCUCACCAGGUCCAGAAAUAGAAGAACUUGGAAAUUCUUGUACCAAACUACCAAAACAAAGUUGAUUGCCAUUAACUUACCUUGAAACAGAAAAGGUAGAGAUUUGUCGCAGUUGUAUGUUCCUUCUAUAUCUCAACAAAAAUGCAGUGACUCUUAAGUUUAACUGGAGUACAAACCCCUUAUACCCAAAAAUGCGAAUACCGGUGAUUCGGUGUAUUUUCGGCCAUUGGAGCACAUGAGAAUUUUCACAUCUCUCACUAUUGAUCGAAUGGCCAAAUGCACCGUAACACCAGUGUAUGCAUUUUCAGGUGUAGAAAAUUUGAGGGGGUUUCACCCUGCCAACUUCAUGGAUUUUGUGUAUGACAAGGUGUAACGUUUGGCUUUUGUACCUGGGAUUUGGGAAUCUUCACGAAACAACAUCUUGUUAAACUUUUUUCGUUGCAAUGUUCUAAGUAUUUGAUUGGCCAAUCUUCUUCAUUGUUCUUCCUAUUUUCCCCCUUUUUGUGGGUGCUCUAUCUUUGUCCUAGAAAGAAGCAUAGCAAUGUCUUGAUGAUUCUUUCCUUAUCGGCAACUUAUUUGUCGUGUGGUAACCGGAGAACAAAAAGAAACUGGGUAGUAAUGGUUUGAUUCUAGCAAUACUACAAGAUUCAGUUAUGGGUUGUGUUAUGAAAUUUCUUUAAAGGGUCUAGGGAAGUGCUUAGCACUGACCAUUAUGUUGUUUAACAUGUUACGAGUAUCCAUGUUUGUGUGUGCAGAUGAUGGACCAGGAUCACUCCGUGAGGGUUGUCGCAAAAAAGAACCACUUUGGAUUGUUUUUGAAGUUUCAGGCACCAUUCAUCUCUCAUCUUACUUGAAUGUGUCAUCUUACAAGACAAUCGACGGUCGUGGUCACAGUGUAAAACUCACAGGUAAAGGCUUGAGGCUGAAGGAAUGCGAACAUAUAAUCAUAUGCAACCUUCAGUUUGAAGGUGGUAGAGGACAUGAUGUUGAUGGCAUCCAAAUCAAACCAAAUUCUAGACAUAUAUGGAUCGACCGUUGCAGCCUUCGCGAUUAUGAUGAUGGACUUAUUGAUAUCACACGACAAAGCACGGAUAUUACUGUUUCUAGAUGUCACUUUGCACAACAUGACAAAACAAUGCUUAUUGGAGCAGACCCCUCUCAUGUUGGGGACAGAUGCAUUAGAGUGACCAUUCACCACUGUUUCUUUGAUGGGACACGACAAAGGCACCCUCGUCUUCGAUUUGGUAAAGUUCAUCUGUACAACAAUUACACCAGAAACUGGGGCAUAUAUGCUGUUUGUGCAAGUGUGGAAUCACAGAUAUAUUCGCAGUGCAACAUCUACGAAGCAGGACAGAAGAAGAAAACUUUCGAGUAUUACACAGAAAAGGCAGCGGACAAGGAAGAGGCAAAGUCUGGCCUGAUAAGGUCUGAAGGGGACUUAUUCCUGAAGGGAGCUCAAGCAUGCUUAUUAGCUGGUGCUGGCAAUGAAUGCAUGUUCCAUCCUACUGAAUUUUAUCCAACAUGGACCAUGGAAACCGCCUCUGAUUCUCUGAAAGCUGUUCUCCAAGUCUGUUCUGGUUGGCAAUCCUUAGCAAGGCCAAAAGAGCAAGGAGCGGUUGCUUAGAACACCAGAAAUAAGCUCCUCGUGUUGUUGUAUAUCCUGAAUAAGCGCAUCUCUGUGCUUAUAAUGGUCUUGUGGAGUUUGAAAAGGUUGGGAAAAGAAAAUGAUCUUCCUAGGCUGCUUUAGGCACCUGCUAGACAACGCAAGUAUUAUUAUUAUGAUUAUUAUUAUUAUUUGUUUUUGAUGAACAGAAAACCACGCGGAAUAAUCACUGUUACUAUUGUCGUUGGAGUACUCAUCGCUGUCGAUGAUCGCCCAAACCCAAAUUAUCCUUCAGAAAAAUAGCUGCAGACAGAAGAUUACAAAACUUUACGCCAAAA